Messenger RNA from Leishmania braziliensis MHOM/BR/75/M2904, 738 nucleotides. RefSeq lists its product as hypothetical. The coding region runs from base 1 to 738 and encodes 245 amino acids. NCBI's taxonomy places the organism in Eukaryota, Euglenozoa, Kinetoplastea, Trypanosomatida, Trypanosomatidae. Gene Ontology annotation, molecular function: metal ion binding. The transcript has a single exon. The record is from RefSeq and is a predicted model, not a curated record.
AUGUCUGCGGCAGCCUACAAGGAAGCGGUGGAGGCACCAGCCACAGCAGCACGUCGCCGCAAAGCGGGCCGCGUAAACUACCUGAUCGAGAACGCUACCCCUGCGAUGCUGUGUCUCGUGCGGGCUGCCGAGCCGAAGCCGUACACGGCACUCUCCCCCGAAGCCCUCUACGAGGCGGUGCAGCCGCACGACCACACGCUUCGUCCAUCGCCGUUCAUUGCCCAUCAAGCCCUCAUGGACUUCUACAAGGUGUGUGAUGGCUACUACGGCGUGGACAAGGAGGAGGCGGAUGUGCAGCAGCUCACCACCUUUGAACACAAAAAGUCAUAUGGUGGGGCAUUGAGUGGGAACAACAACGCCGGCAGCAGCGGUGGCAACAGCGGCGCUGUCCUGUCGUCAUUGCUGUCUGGGUCGGUGUCCGCCGCGCCAUCGUCGUCAGUGUGUGCUGCCCCCGGUGCCCCGCCGCUUCCACCGCUCCCGUCCCCCGACGACCCAAGCCUGGCUGAGAAGCUGAAUGACUAUCGUAUCGCACAGCUGCGCCGCAAUGCGCAGCACGUGGAUAACACCGUCUACCACGCGCACAACAGCAGCGCCAUCACAGGCAACGUCGCAAACGUGGGCAGCGCUGGGCUGUGCCACUUCUACCGCACACCAGAGGGCUGCCAAAGAGGCGCGGCGUGCCCUUUCGCUCACCUGAACAAGAACGGGCAGCCGGUGAACCGCAUCACGAAGCUGUGA